GUAAAAAAGUGAUGAUGUAUUUCUUUUGCUUCGAUAAAUUAGUCGAAUAAGAUCACCAUUCUUCUCGCGCAGGCGCAUGAUAUGGUAAGACACACAUGUAACUUCCCGACCUUCCAAUAAGUGAUCACUUAGACCCUGUCGCCAUCUUGGGGUGAACUCCCUGCCUCGAUUUUCUACAAAUCUCCUUCGUGCCUAGGUUGUGCAAAGCCACUAUCACAAGACUUAUGUGACUACCCUGACUACCUCUAGCUCGACGUAUCUGCCUAUUAGCUGUAGUGUACUGUUGUGCUUGUGUUCUGUAGUACAGCCGUCCAUACCCUCUACUCUCCGCCAAUGGACCAUUAUCAUUUAUCCCCCGAGGCCAACUCUGGGCGAGAUCGCGAGCACUCUGGAAGACAUGCGGCAAGACCACUGAGUAUCUCCUCUUUGGAAUAUGCUCCUAUAUCGUCUACUAUGAAUCCAAUAAAGGAGAAUCGUAAUACCCCACAUAAGCUUGUGCUGUGUUUUGAUGGCACUGGGAAUAAGUUCCGUGGAGACGACAGCGAUAGCAACAUCUUGAAGAUUUUCAGAUGUCUAGAUCGGGAGGCGGGCGAUCAGUACCAUUACUACCAGCCAGGAAUAGGGACAUAUGUUGUGUCUAACUCACUAUCACAUACCAGCCUCGGAGCUAGAAUCCGAUCUUGGUAUCUGAAAGCCAAGGACUCUGCCAUUGGGUCUAGCUUCGAUCACCAUGUAGUUGGUGGCUAUCGGUUUCUUAUGCGCUUCUAUAGCCCAGGCGAUGAGAUCUAUUUCUUCGGUUUCUCUAGGGGCGCCUACGUAGCACGUUUCUUAGCUGAAAUGCUUGACUAUGUCGGCCUGCUUUCUCACGGAAACGAAGAGCUGAUCACAUUUGCCUGGAAGGCAUUUUCACACUGGCAGAGUCGUCAAUCAGACCAGAGCGAAGAGAACCAAGCUAAGAGGAAGGAGAUGUAUCGUUUCAUGAAAGGAUUUCGCGAUACUUUCAGUCGCCCAGUUAAACGUAUCAGGUUUCUGGGACUUUUUGACACGGUGAAUUCGGUGCCACGAUUUGAGGCGGCUUGGAUGCAAAGAUCGAAAUUCCCAUACACUGCAAGUAGCAGCGCAAAGGUCAUCCGUCAUUGCGUAUCUAUAGACGAGCGUCGCGCAAAAUUCAGGCAAGAUCUUAUCUACCAAGGAGUCAACAAAUCUAAACCAGACCAUCAUCCACACAAGCAUGUUCGCGAGAAGAUUCACGAGAAGUACCGAGCAAGACGAGGAACGAAUUCGGGAUCGGUAUCGGCAGACAACAAACAAGUGAGAGGCCGUCGCGAGACUCUAGCACCUCUCGAUGAGAGCGCUUUCCGUCCCCAUUCCCGAUCAAAGUCUCGCACGACCAGAGGCUCCUUUGAUCAAGGAAGCCAAGCUGGAGGCAACAACCCAGACAAUAAUCAAACCUUUGACGAUGCUGAUGAAUCAGAUGAUGAUGAACAGGACAUAGAUGAAAUCUGGUUCGCGGGCGGUCAUGCUGACAUAGGAGGUGGAUGGGAGAUUCCUACGGAGAGCAAAUCCGCAAGCCAUGUGCCUCUUGUAUACAUGAUUCGAGAAGCCCAAAAAGCCGGUCUUAACUUUGAUCCCGAGAAGCUGAUUGAGAUGGGAGUGAUGGAGGCCCUCGAGGAACCUCUCAUGGACGGUGACAAUGCUGAUCACCACGAUAGCGGGGUCCCUGACAUUCGCAUUGACAAGUCAAGCCCGACGAAUGAAGCCAGGCCAGAAGUUAUGAAUUGGGGCCAUAUCAACUACACGGGUGAACAGGAGAAGAAGAAAGAAGAAACAGAAAGUCCUAGUUCUUUUCAUCAAAUGCUCCAUAAAGCACAUCUAGCCCAUAUUCAUGAUUCAUUAGAAUUCUCAUCUGGCUUGGGAGUAGGUCAAGUUCUGAGCUGGAAAAUAAUGGAGUACAUGCCCUUCAGGCGAAUGGAUCUACAACCCGACGGGUCGUGGAAACCAAUUCGCUGGCCGCUUCCCUGCGGUGAAGUACGCGAUAUUCCUCACGCUGCCAGGGUUCACGGCUCAGUAAUUAGGCGACUGAAGGAAGAUCAAGCGUAUCGGCCCGGCAAUCUAAUUAUCGGUGGUGGAGGGCGCGGUAUGCGUCGGGCUCCCGAGGAAUACGGCAUUGGAGAAUGGAAAUGCGUUCAAAAUCACGGUGAUCCUAUAGGGGAAGUUUGGGUUAAGAACGUUGUAGAAACCAAUGGCUCCUAGAAGGAAGGACAUGAUGCAUGUUGCGCAAUAUCUACUAGGUAGGUAUGUAGUAUUGAUAAUUCAGUGUGCUGUGUCUUCCUCUUUGAUAUAUAUAGCCUAACCUUAGGUCCUUCUAGUUACUACCUGGGAAGGUAGGUAGGUUGGUUAUGUAUGGCAUCAAAAUCACAUCAUCCUCACAGACAAAUAAAAAAAGCCAUACAUCAUAUCACUACUACCACUACCAUGAUAGAAAUGUUUGAAAAGAGAUGAAUGGACAGAUAGAUACGCGCGUGACAUCAAUCUGCUCUAUUGAAUACACAAGACAAUUCGAGACUCGAGAUAGAAGUGAGUAUCCGCACUACACCGAUUGAUUCCCAAAAUACAACCUUCGCCACCCAGCACACCCUUUUUUGGUUUAAAAAUAGACAUUCUCUUCUGUCUCGGAAUUCACAUGUGAAGUGGGUUGGGAAUUGCAAAUACGAAGAAAACAACUCCACCAACUCGAUCACGCAGUACCAUCUCCCCGUCUUGUUCCUCCCCAAACAGUCGAGAUCUCUAGAAACACGAGUCGAGGAAACAGGCAG
Messenger RNA from Hypoxylon fragiforme, 2816 nucleotides. RefSeq lists its product as uncharacterized. The record is from RefSeq and is a predicted model, not a curated record. The transcript is spliced from 5 exons. Bases 334 to 2253 code for a protein of 639 amino acids. Lineage: Eukaryota; Fungi; Ascomycota; Sordariomycetes; Xylariales; Hypoxylaceae.